AUGGAGCUAGCAACGAGUGAGCCAAUGGGCACGCAAGCACCCGCGGCCAGGACUCAGUAUCCGGGGCGGACGCGAAGCUUCUCGACCGAAGCUCAGUGGGCGACACAGCAGCCGAUGAUCAAGAAGCUUUACGUGGAUGAAGGUCGCACUCUUCAGGAGGUCAUGGAUACUAUGAAGAGGGACUUUGGCUUCGAUGCAACUCUCCGCUUGCGCAACGGCCAGCUCGUCUCACAAGAACGUCUAGCAACAUAUCUGCGGCGCCGGGAAGAGGGUCGGGCCAGAGCCAACAAACCUCCGCUAAUCAAGGCAGUCAGAUCUCCAGAUUCCGUAUACGUGCCCGAGGCUGUAUUUUUCCAAGUCCGCACUUAUAUCCACGGCCAGUGGAAAGGUAUCGUUACAUCGGGAGAACAGCUCGAUACCUUGCGAGAGGAGCGUCCCGCGAAUGGAGAAUGGAACGCUCUAGCUCACGGCGUCAGGUACGCCUUAGAACAGAAGAGACUGAACGACGCUCUGGUCCUCAUGCGCCGGGCACCUGUUAUUUUGACGAAUUUGAUCGAACGGCAGCCUGUCAAUAUGUUACAAGUGCUCUUCAUGUCUCUGUCAUACUUCACUUUCGGGGGCCACCUCGAAAGACCCGAGACUGACCAGCUUUUGAUUGUGGUCAAACAUCUCAUCAAGUAUGCUGCAGUAUUUGCUACCCAGGACAAGGGAUUGCCCGGCAACCACCCACUCCGCCAACUACUCACAAUGCUCACCCACGUGGAUGAGAAUGACCUUCACCAGCUGGUGAUGGAGGCCUGGCGGGUCAAUUGUCAGUCAUGGGAUGUUUUAAUGGACCGCCCGAGGAGCACCCAUGCCAUUGCCUCGUGGAUCGCUCACGGCGAAUUCGCGGGCUUUAAUGCAAUGCCAUCGAAUCUUGGAAAUAUUAUUGAACUUACUCUGAACAACAAUGCGGUCAUAUACGGAGAGUACCACCGACGCACUACUCACACAUUGCAAAUGUACUCGAUGUACCUCACUUACAAGGAUCGGGCGAACGGACGAGACCCCUAUUUCAACAAGGAAAUUGUGGCAGUGUUCGAAGAUCUCGUGCGGCGCGGACCGCAAGGUCUUCUGAAGGCCGACGCCCUUAGCUGGCUUGCCCGGGCGUGCAGGGCCCGUGGGGAACGGGAACAGUCUGAGAGAUAUAUGCGUGACCUAAUUGAGUUUCUGCUUGAGGACGCUGUUCACAGAGAAUCUUUAGCCAGAGGCUUCAUGAAUGACCUAGAGACGUGGUUUGUCGAGUGGGGAGAGAAGCAGAAGGCUGCGGAAUUGGCUACGUGGCGGGAACAGGAACUAGGUGCGGAAGUCACUGCGUAA
This is a messenger RNA of Diaporthe amygdali, 1359 nucleotides long. RefSeq lists its product as uncharacterized. The transcript is spliced from 3 exons. The coding region runs from base 1 to 1359 and encodes 452 amino acids. The record is from RefSeq and is a predicted model, not a curated record. NCBI's taxonomy places the organism in Eukaryota, Fungi, Ascomycota, Sordariomycetes, Diaporthales, Diaporthaceae.